GCCCUCCAGGUCCAAGGGGCCCUAGGGGUGAAAAGGGGCCUCAGGGUCCUGUUGGACAGACAGGAUUAAAAGGAGACAGAGGGGAUAAGGGAGAGCCAGGAGUACCCGGGAGCAGAGGAGAUAAGGGGUCUUCUGGGCCAUCAGGACCCCCAGGAAAUAUGGGUUCAACAGGCUCCAGAGGAAACCCUGGUUCUAAGGGCUCCAGGGGCUCAUCUGGAAGAUCAGGCUUGCCAGGGCAGAAGGGAGAACCAGGACUACCAGGAAUCUCGGGGGAUCCUGGAUUGGCUGGCCCUCCGGGACCACAGGGGCCUCAGGGGGUGCGAGGAGAGAUGGGAAUACCAGGACCAGCUGGACCCAGAGGGCUUAUAGGACCCCCUGGACCAACUGGGCCACCAGGCCCUCCAGCAUUCUUAGAAAAUCCAGGAAAACCAGAGGCUCUACACAGCGAAGCCCUUUCAGCAUCAGCAAAACCCAAUGGUUGUCCUCCACAGUGGAUCAGCUUUAGGAACAAGUGCUACUACUUCUCAACAGAAAGGGAUAUUUUUGAUGAAGCCAAAAAACUUUGUGAAGAGAAGUCAUCAACUAUGGUUAUUGUCAGUGACAAAGGGGAACAGCAAUGGUUAAAAAAACAAAUUGCUGACAAGGGUCAUUUCUGGUUGGGUCUGACAGACAAAGAGGAGGAGAAUGUGUGGAAAUGGGUGGAUGGAACCUUUCCUGCAUUCACGAACUGGAAAGAGGGUCAACCUGAUAACUGGCAGCAUGGCCAUGGGCCUGGAGAGGAUUGUGCUGGGAUGAUCCACGCAGGCCUCUGGAAUGACUUCUACUGUGAUGACAUCAACAGGGUCGUCUGUGAAAAAGAAAAUGACAUAGGUAAACUGAA
Polyodon spathula (Mississippi paddlefish) is the source of this 880-nucleotide messenger RNA. RefSeq names its product collectin-12-like. The record is from RefSeq and is a predicted model, not a curated record. The annotation marks the transcript as partial. The transcript is spliced from 4 exons. Gene Ontology annotation, molecular function: low-density lipoprotein particle binding; pattern recognition receptor activity. NCBI's taxonomy places the organism in Eukaryota, Metazoa, Chordata, Actinopteri, Acipenseriformes, Polyodontidae.